Molecule: messenger RNA, 2421 nt
Organism: Poecilia reticulata (guppy)
Lineage: Eukaryota; Metazoa; Chordata; Actinopteri; Cyprinodontiformes; Poeciliidae
Product: tubulin alpha chain-like
Biological process (GO): microtubule-based process
Cellular component (GO): microtubule
Molecular function (GO): structural constituent of cytoskeleton; GTP binding
Source: RefSeq, a predicted model, not a curated record
GUUUCCAACACUAUCCUCUUUCUGAUACCUGAACGUCAGGCAAGAGACAGAAAAUAUGCGUGAAUGCAUCUCCAUUCAUGUGGGCCAAGCUGGGGCUCAGAUUGGUAAUGCUUGCUGGGAGCUGUACUGUCUGGAACAUGGGAUCCAGCCAAAUGGACAAAUACCAAAUGACAAGACCACUGGAGGGGAUGAUUCCUUCAAUACCUUCUUUAGUGAGACAGGGGCAGGAAAACAUGUUCCCAGGGCCAUCUUUGUCGACCUUGAGCCCACUGUCAUUGAUGAGGUGCGUACAGGAACCUACCGUCAGCUGUUCCACCCUGAACAGAUGAUUACAGGAAAAGAAGAUGCUGCAAACAACUACGCCCGUGGUCACUACACCAUUGGCAAGGAGAUCAUAGAUCUUGUUUUGGACAGAACACGUAAACUGGCUGAUCAGUGCACUGGUCUGCAAGGUUUCCUCAUCUUCCACUCCUUUGGUGGCGGUACCGGCUCUGGUUUUACCUCCCUGCUAAUGGAGAGGUUGUCUGUUGAUUAUGGGAAAAAGUCAAAGCUUGAGUUUGCCAUCUAUCCAGCACCCCAGGUUUCUACAGCAGUAGUGGAGCCUUACAACUCCAUCCUGACCACCCACACCACCCUGGAGCACUCCGACUGUGCCUUCAUGGUGGACAAUGAGGCCAUAUAUGAUAUCUGCCGCAGAAAUCUUGACAUUGAGAGGCCAACCUACAGCAACCUGAACAGGCUCAUCAGUCAGAUUGUGUCUUCAAUCACAGCAUCUCUCCGCUUUGAUGGAGCCCUGAAUGUUGACCUGACAGAGUUCCAGACCAACUUGGUGCCUUAUCCUCGAAUCCACUUCCCUCUGGCCACCUACGCCCCUGUGAUCUCUUCUGAGAAAGCCUAUCAUGAGCAGCUGUCUGUGGCUGACAUCACUAACACCUGCUUUGAGCCAGCUAAUCAGAUGGUGAAAUGUGACCCACGUCGUGGUAAAUACAUGGCUUGCUGUCUGCUGUAUCGUGGCGAUGUUGUACCCAAAGAUGUCAAUUCGGCCAUUGCCGCUAUCAAGACCAAACGUACCAUCCAGUUUGUGGACUGGUGUCCCACAGGUUUCAAGGUGGGGAUAAACUACCAGCCUCCAACUGUGGUUCCUGGAGGAGACCUUGCUAAGGUGCAAAGAGCUGUGUGCAUGCUGAGCAACACCACCGCCAUCGCUGAGGCCUGGGCCAGGCUCGACCACAAGUUUGAUCUCAUGUAUGCCAAGAGAGCCUUUGUCCAUUGGUAUGUUGGAGAGGGAAUGGAGGAGGGAGAGUUCUCAGAGGCCAGAGAAGAUUUGGCUGCUUUGGAGAAGGAUUAUGAAGAGGUGGGUGCUGACAACGUAGAUGACGAGAAUGAUGAAGAGGAAUACUAAGCAUGCUUUCAACUAAAACAAGUUGAAAUAUAAAAAACAGAGACCCUAUCCAACAUUUGUAAAUGUGGUUACAUAUUAAUCCAAAGUUAAUUCCAUUAUGCAGGUUCAAAAUAGGACAACUGUGGAAAAUAAGUCAAACUACGUUUUUUCCAUCUCCGUUUUUUUUUUUUUUUGAUAUCCAGAUAUGAUUGUGUACCCAACUUUUUUGCUGAUGAAACUUUUGUUCAGCUACCAAUAAAGUAGGCAAUUUUUCUUUUGGCUAAGGACCUGCUUAACACACAAACAAAACUAUGAAAUAGAUGAAAACUCAACAUAUUUAUUCAAAUCAAAUCCCAAUGAUCUUACAUUUGAAAGGCAUAAACUGCACAUUGUGGCACUCAGUAAUAAAAUAAAUUUAAUUUCACUUGUCCAAGCAUUGUCUAUUUUGAAAAUGUACUGAUUGUAUUUGUAAUCGUUUGGUGUGGUGCCAUCAAAAUGUUUCCAUUUUAAACAGAACGCGGUUGUUUUUUUGUUUGAGCAUUUCUUUUAGCUUUUAUGUCUGGCUAGAAAACUUACACCAAACCCUCCACUUUGUUCCCCUCCCCCCCAGUAUCCUCUCCCAUGAGGAAUGCAAGUUAUGAAAGGACUCCUAUGUCAGUUUCUACGUACCGUUCAGCUGUGACUCAGUUAGAGUGAGAACCAUAGAGAAUAACUGAUGUCCUCACUGGCUGGGGUUGUUUGUGCAGCUCAUUCUCAGACAGCGGGCUGUAGCAACAAUAAGAUCCCAGUUCAGUUUUGCAUGCAUGUAUGAAUAACAGCUUUGUGAUUCUAUUAGGGCAGUUUUAUUUUGUCUAGUCUUGUGUUAUGCUGUACUAUACAGUUGUUUCAAUGUUUUAACUCUGUUUUGAACUGAUCACAAAUUAUAUACAUAAAAACCAGUGUACCAUUAGCAUUGUCAUUAUGUGUUCUCCACUUGUUCUAUAAUUAAAGCUUACGUCUGCCAUGUUUAAUGCCAUCAAUAAAAAAUAAUUUUUAUUCCA